AUGUGGCCACCAUGGAACAAGUCAACUUCUUCUUCCUUCAAAUGUUCCUCCUUCAAAGACAUUCAAACCCUCCUCACAGACGAACCCACCACUACAAAACCUAAACCCUCUAUAUUCCACCGAGUCACACUCGCUAACAAGCUCCUCCGAGCCUGGUCAACUCAACCCAAACUCACUUAUUCUCCAUCUCCGUCCCCACACGACGACCCACGCGCCGCGCAACCGCAUCCUCCUCCAUCAAUCCCCGUUUCACAGCAGCGCGUGGUUAUCUACUUCACCAGCCUGCGCGUGGUCCGAACAACAUACGAGGAUUGCAAAACGGUGCGUUCCAUCAUACGCGGUUUCAAAGUCGCAUUAGACGAGCGUGACGUGUCGAUGGACUCGGGUUUCCUUUCGGAGCUUCGUCUGGUCACGGGUCGCAAAUCCGGGUUAUCACUGCCUCGUGUUUUUAUCAACGAGCGAUACAUUGGUGGGGCAGAAGAGGUGAGAUGGCUGCACGAGAAUGGCGAGCUCAAGAAGCUUCUCGAAGGGUUGCCCGUAGCGGAUUCGUAUCUCCACGCUUGCCACGUGUGCGGCGAUCAUAGGUUUUUACUUUGCGGGGAGUGUUCUGGUGCGCGCAAGGUGUACGCGGAGAAAGGUGGGUUCAAGACUUGUACGGCUUGUAAUGAGAGUGGUCUAAUCAGGUGCAUCUCUUGUUCUUGUUGA
Molecule: messenger RNA, 705 nt
Organism: Lathyrus sativus (Indian pea)
Lineage: Eukaryota; Viridiplantae; Streptophyta; Magnoliopsida; Fabales; Fabaceae
Source: the annotation of a GenBank genome assembly